AUGAAGUUUACACCUAGUAUUGUUUUGGAUGCUCCGUCAUAUUAUGUGGACCACAUUAGCGGAAGGUAUAACACGGAUAAAUGCGUGGUUUUACGAGAUAAGCAGCUGGAAACAGAUUCUGAAUUAAUGAUUACAAGUUUAAAGCAUCUGCCCAAAAACACAAAUAUAUUGGAUCUUACAAAUAAUGAUUUAUUUGCUUUCCCAAAUCUUGCGAGCUUUAAGGAAUUACAUACUUUAUUACUAUCAAGGAAUAGAAUCGUCGAUUUAGAUGGAAAACUACUGCCGUGCAAUCUUCAGAAUUUGGUAUUAGCAAGCAAUGGUAUAUCUGAAUUGAGUUCCUUGAAUGGACUUGCGAAGGCACCUACUUCACUAAAAAAUGUGUGUCUUAGAGGUAAUCAAAUAUGUCAUUUGAGCGGUUAUAGAGAAUAUGUGCUGGCACUACUGCCACAAUUAGAGACUUUAGAUUUUAGUCGUGUGACACCAGAUCAGAAGGAAAGGAUAGGAAAGGUCUCUACAGUUACUAAGCAGGAGCUUUCCUCUGAAGGUGAAAGCGCAAAGAGAGAUAAGUCUAUUGAAAUGAUGAAUUUUGUUGUAGGUAAAAUGACUGCAGAACGGAGGAAAGAGCUUAAGCUGCAAUUAGCACAAGCAACUUCUUUACAGGAGAUAAGUAAGCUAGAAAAAUUAUUAUCUGGAGGUGUCUGA
This is a messenger RNA of Naumovozyma castellii, 702 nucleotides long. RefSeq names its product U2 snRNP complex subunit LEA1 (gene LEA1). The coding region runs from base 1 to 702 and encodes 233 amino acids. The record is from RefSeq and is a predicted model, not a curated record. Lineage: Eukaryota; Fungi; Ascomycota; Saccharomycetes; Saccharomycetales; Saccharomycetaceae. The transcript has a single exon.